Messenger RNA from Prosopis cineraria, 999 nucleotides. RefSeq names its product selT-like protein. Gene Ontology annotation, biological process: cell redox homeostasis. Gene Ontology annotation, molecular function: thioredoxin-disulfide reductase (NADPH) activity. Bases 134 to 811 code for a protein of 225 amino acids. Gene Ontology annotation, cellular component: endoplasmic reticulum membrane. The record is from RefSeq and is a predicted model, not a curated record. The transcript is spliced from 4 exons. NCBI's taxonomy places the organism in Eukaryota, Viridiplantae, Streptophyta, Magnoliopsida, Fabales, Fabaceae.
UACGAUACACCGGGUUCGGUUCCGCGCUAUGCUAUUCUUAUAUCCAAACACAGCUAACUCCUCGCCUUCCAGUCGCGUCAAAUAGUCGUUUUGCUCCCUUCAACAAGCAGCGUCUCUCUUUCUCACUUCUGCAAUGGAUCGCGCUCAGUUGUUGUUGUUCGGAUUGCCACUGUUCCUCUUUUUUUCCGACUUCAUCGGCCUAUUCUCCCCGCCUCCACCGAAGCCCCCUCAUGGCCAUCACCACCACCAUCACCAUCAGCCCCCGCCGCAGCAGCCUGGAACCUUAGAGUUCCCCUCUGAGAAACCGAGCGGUCUUGGAGGCGUGGGUAUCGGUAACACUGUUAUCAUCAAUUUCUGUGCUUCGUGCUCCUACAGGGGAACAGCAGUAACUAUGAAGACUAUGCUGCAGAAUAGCUACCCAGGAUUAGAUGUUAUCCUCACAAAUUAUCCCCCACCACUUCCAAAACGUCUGCUGAGCAAAGUGGUUCCAGUUGUACAGAUUGGUGUUAUAGCUGUUGUUGUGGCUGGGGAACAUAUUUUUCCAAUGUUAGGUUUUGUGGCACCCCCUCCAUGGUAUUUUAACUUGCGUGCUAAUAAGUUUGGAACCAUAGCAAGUACCUGGCUUCUUGGGAAUGCCUUGCAGUCGUUCCUACAAAGUUCUGGGGCAUUUGAAGUUUACUUCAACGGUGAAGUGGUGUUCUCUAAACUGAAAGAGGGAAGGUUCCCUGGAGAGGUGGAGCUAAAAGAUCUUAUUGGCAGAAAGAUGGCAAAUGCAAGGCUUGCUGAUGGUGUGCCAGAAUUGUGGUCCUAAGCUCUUAUUUCUUUCAUGAAAGAUGCUACCGGACGCCCCCAUUGCUUAGUGAAGUAGAUGCUCAUGCUACAAUACCAAUAGCCAAGUAAUGUCAUGCUGCAAGGUUUUCAAUUUCAUCUCUGUAGUUAAUAAUAUUGAUUCAACCUAAAUUUUCUAUGUGCCAAAAAACCAAUUUCAGUUCUUUUUAA